Molecule: messenger RNA, 1425 nt
Organism: Exaiptasia diaphana
Lineage: Eukaryota; Metazoa; Cnidaria; Anthozoa; Actiniaria; Aiptasiidae
Product: scavenger receptor cysteine-rich domain superfamily protein-like
Exons: 5
Coding region: 16-1425 (469 amino acids)
Cellular component (GO): membrane
Source: RefSeq, a predicted model, not a curated record
UUGGACUUUCAAGGAAUGGAAAAAGUUCGAGUUAACGUUAUUCUUGUUUGGUUUUUAGCUGUUUAUACUUGCUGCGCAUUUGGAACAGCRCCAUUGAGAUUGCUGUACAAAACAUCCACUCCAUCAUCAGUGCAAGGUAUUUUACAGAUYUAUUACAAUGGUAMAUGGGGAACAAUAUGUKAUGACUCCUGGGGCAUGAAAGAAACAAACAUCGCCUGUAAACAGCUUGGCUACGUGAGUGCAGCGAAGACCAAGUACUUAGGACAAGGAUCUGGUCCAAUUUGGCUUGAUGAUGUAUAUUGUAAUGGUGAUGAAUCGUCACUAGAUCAGUGCCAACACCCAGGAUGGGGUAAACAUAACUGCAGGCACACUGAGGAUGUUGGUGUUGUGUGCUAUGCAGGACCAGCGCCAUUGAGGUUACAGCGUAAAAGAUUCUCUCCGUCAUUAGUUCAAGGUGUUUUACAGAUUUAUCACAAUGGUCAAUGGGGAACGGUAUGUAAUCGCACAUGGAAUAUGUCUCAUACAAUCGUGGCAUGUAAACAACUUGGAUUUAAAGAUGCAGAGAGCUUUAAGCACUUACGACGAGGAUAUGGUCCAGUUUGGCUCGAUGAAGUACAAUGUAAUGGCAAUGAAUCGUCACUACACCAGUGUCAACACCGAGGAUGGGGUGUUCAUAGCUGCAGUCACAGCCAGGAUGUUGGUAUCGUGUGUAAUACAGGUCCUCCUGUCAAAGUUCGACUGAUUGGUGAUGUGCCUAAUGCUGGUCGAGUACAAUUGUUGUACAAAGGUGUCUGGAAAAACCUCUGUGACUCCAAUUGGUAUUCUAAUUCUGCCAAAGUCAUUUGUCGAAUGGCUGGUUAUCCUGAUGGUCAUGCUGCAUACUUCCGUCGCUUCGAGGGCUCUGGCGAAGUGUGGCUUUCAAGUUCUUCCUGCAAUUCCUACGAACAGUCAAUMGAAACAUGUUGGAACCUAAACUGGGGACAAGCGACUUGUUCGGAUAACAAGACAGCAGGAGUAGUUUGCAAAUCAGGAUCACCGAAUGUUGCAUUUCGCCUCGUUAAUGGAUCAGUACCUCAUGCAGGAAGACUGGAAAUGCGCUACUAUGGGUUAUGGAGACCAGUAUUUCUACUUGUGGAAUAUUUUCCUCUGCAAGAGCUUCGGUUGAAUGACGUUCAUGCAGUUUGUCGCAUGUUGGGGUAUGAUCACACUAUUACAUUCAACACGUUCAAAGAUGGCAGAACCACCAGCUAUCGAGUGUGGAUACAUUGCCAGGGAUUUGAAAAAAGAACGUCACAGUGUCGUAAAUUCUAUGUGGAUUACCAGGACGAUUACCAGGGCCAGAAUACCUGGAUAGUUUGCCAACCCUAUGCAGGUAUAUUACCAGCAUCCUCCGCGAGCAAACUACAAUACUUAUCCCCCUUAUAA